AUGUGUGACAAGGAAUUCAUGUGGGCUUUGAAAAAUGGAGACCUGGAUGAGGUGAAAGACUAUGUGGCCAAGGGUGAAGGUGUCACCCGGACACUAGAAGGUGGUAGGAAGCCUCUUCAUUAUUUAGCAGAUUGUGGGCAGCUUGAAAUCCUGGAAUUUCUGCUACUGAAAGGAGCUAAUAUUAAUGCUCCAGAUAAACCUCUUCUGUCUACAGUAUAUGAAGGUCACGUUUCCUGUGUAAAACCGCUUCUAUCAAAGGGUGCUGAUAAAACUGUGAAAGGCCCAGAUGGACUAACUGCCUUUGAAGCCACUGACAGCCAGGCUGGACUGAUCCAUUUGGAAGAAUGCCUCUCCCCCCCUGCUCCAGACCUGUUUGCUGUUUGCCGCUCACCUGGUUCCCAGCUGCUUCAUUCUGCCUGCCUGUUUCUCUGGCGGUUUCUGCGCCUGGUCUUUUGCUCACCUGGUCCAUCUGAUUGA
Molecule: messenger RNA, 477 nt
Organism: Monodelphis domestica (gray short-tailed opossum)
Lineage: Eukaryota; Metazoa; Chordata; Mammalia; Didelphimorphia; Didelphidae
Source: RefSeq, a predicted model, not a curated record